UAGGAAAAAAAAUUUGAUAUUCAUAAUACACGAAAAGAAUAUUUUUUUUUAUAUUUAUGAAAUCGAACUUUUUUAAUUACUUUUUCAAAAUGCCAUUUUAUUAUGCUGUUGCUAAAGGUCGAAAGCCAGGAAUUUACCUUAAUUGGCAAAAAUGUUAUGAACAAGUUAAUAAAUUUAAUGGAUCUAUAUAUAAGAAGUUCUCAUCGCAGUUAGAAGCAGAAAAUUUUAUAAAACAACGUGGUGAUUCUUCGAAUAUGUUAUCAUCAAGCAAGUUGAUUGAAGAAAAUAAGUGUGGAUAUAUAUUAAAUCAGGAAAAGAAAAAUAUACAGAAACGUACGUUGUCACCAGGAUCAAGAAAAUUGGUUUCAAAGUCUAAAAUAAGGAAACUUGAAUCUGUUGAAAUUUUAAAGAAUUCUCAUUGUACAUCUCAAGACACAAAUCAUACUGUGGGAAAAGAAUAUGUUGAUGUAUAUACAGAUGGAGCAUGCUCAUCAAAUGGUAGAAGAGGUGCACGAGCUGGAAUCGGUGUUUGGUUUGGAGACAAUCAUCCUUUAAAUGUAUCCAAACCUGUAGUUGGUAGGGCAACUAAUAAUAUGGCAGAGAUUCAAGCAGUGACAGUGGCAGCUAGACAAGCCGAAAAAGCAGGCAUAAUGAAAUUAAAAAUUAAUACAGAUUCCAAAUUCCUUAUUAAUUGUAUCACAAAUUGGAUGCCCAAAUGGAAAAGAAAUGGGUGGAAAACUUCAACUAAUAAACCAGUUAUCAAUAAAACUGAACUUUUGGAAAUGGAAGCAGCACUUAAAUCUUUAGAUGUUAAAUGGAAUCAUGUGAAUGGACACGUCGGAAUCUAUGGUAAUGAAAUGGCAGAUAAAUUAGCAAGACAAGGUAUUGCAUGUGACAAGUAAUCUUUGAAAAAAUAAGGCCAAUUAUUUAUUUUGACAUGUAUGUAUAGAUAAAACAUUUUGUAAAAU
Messenger RNA from Vespa mandarinia (Asian giant hornet), 968 nucleotides. RefSeq names its product ribonuclease H1 (gene rnh1). The record is from RefSeq and is a predicted model, not a curated record. Gene Ontology annotation, biological process: DNA replication, removal of RNA primer. NCBI's taxonomy places the organism in Eukaryota, Metazoa, Arthropoda, Insecta, Hymenoptera, Vespidae. Gene Ontology annotation, molecular function: magnesium ion binding; RNA-DNA hybrid ribonuclease activity; nucleic acid binding.